Messenger RNA from Aedes aegypti (yellow fever mosquito), 1175 nucleotides. RefSeq names its product peflin (gene Pef). Bases 189 to 812 code for a protein of 207 amino acids. The transcript is spliced from 3 exons. Gene Ontology annotation, biological process: COPII vesicle coat assembly. The record is from RefSeq and is a predicted model, not a curated record. Gene Ontology annotation, molecular function: calcium ion binding. NCBI's taxonomy places the organism in Eukaryota, Metazoa, Arthropoda, Insecta, Diptera, Culicidae.
UAGCACUAACUGCAUCUGGCGUAAUUUGACUUUUCAUUCAUCGUCUUCAUUGAUGAGAAUAUUCAGUAGUUUACAAAUUCACGUCUCUGAAGGUUUACGAGAACAAAUUAGCAUCUCACACGAGUGUGUUAAAACCAUUUCGAUAAGAAAACAAGCUUCAUUCUAUAUCAACAACCUUCGCAGACCUAAUGGCUUAUCAGGGCGGAUAUCCAGGGCAGCAGUACGGAGGCUAUGGCCAACAGCAGCCGGGUGGCUAUCCGGGACAAUUUGGAGGCUACGCCCCUCCGCCUCAACAGGCAGCGGUCAGUCCCGAAAUUCAGAACAUUUUCCGUAACGUCGAUAAGGAUAAUUCCGGGAAGAUCAAUAGCCUGGAACUGCAAGCUGCCUUAAUCAACGGUCGGGGUGACCAUUUCUCCGAUACGGCGUGCAACAUGAUGAUCGGCAUGUUUGAUCGGGACCGCAGCGGAACGAUUGACAUUUACGAGUUUGAGAAGCUGUACAACUAUAUCAACCAAUGGCUGCAGAUUUUUAAAACUUACGACCGGGAUGCUUCCGGCCACAUUGAGGAAGCGGAACUAUCGCAAGCACUGACCCAAAUGGGAUUCCGAUUCUCACCACAGUUUAUCCAGUUCUUGAUCGUGAAAAAUGACCCGGUCCAUCGGAAGGAUAUCUCCGUUGAUCAAUUCAUAGUCACUUGCGUCCAGAUUCAACGUUUCACCGAAGCGUUCCGUGCUAGGGACACCGAGCAGAAGGGAGUGAUCACAAUUGGAUUUGAAGAUUUUCUAAACGUUGCUCUAACCACCACAUCUUAAAAUUGGGAAUCUGAGGCUUAUGUUGACCGAGAUAUAUGCAUUCGAAAGAACCACUAUUAAGUUUAUAAUGCUAUAAAUCAACUAUUGAAUCUGACCAGAUCAGGAGUUUCUAACGACGUAUUGCUGCUGGCAUUCGAAAAUAGUAUUGCAGAAGGCUAAUUCCCGAUCGUCGGGGAAAGUUGUACACUAUACGAGUUAAUUUUCUUCUACUUUGACUAUACAUAUAUUUAUUUUAGAACAAAGCAUUUUAGCAUGUUCCAUUAGGUAUGCGCAAUCUUACGAGAUUCACACAGCUUGAGGUCGCGAACGUUAUUUUGGUAAUAAAUCUGAACGGUAGGUUUAUACCUACCAACUAAUCGAUAA